Molecule: messenger RNA, 297 nt
Organism: Entrophospora candida
Lineage: Eukaryota; Fungi; Glomeromycota; Glomeromycetes; Entrophosporales; Entrophosporaceae
Source: the annotation of a GenBank genome assembly
AUGUUAUCAGUAUGGGAAAAAAUCGGUUCACAAGAGUCAGUACUCGAACAAACAGAAAUUGUUAAACUUUAUGAUCCAUAUCCACUUAAAAAACCUAUUAAAGCGGCACAUUUAGAACAAAUUGGUUUACAAUCAAGGGAAGGAAAAAAAAAUUAUCUUCAAGAUAAAAUAGAUAGCAUAAAAGAUGGAAUAGAAAAAACUAUAGAAGACCUGGCAAAGAAAGAAAAAAUAUUAGAGGAAGGACAAUCAUUGAUUUUUAAUGAACCAAUUAAAAGUCAAUCAAAAAAGGAAUCUUGA